CCUAUAUUUCGGUUCGUCGCCGACGAAGUUUCAUAACUGAAGCACUGCAGCCGGAGAGACUCCGAUUGCAAAACUUCUUUUAAGAUAAACUAAAGAGUUGAUCACAACACGUCAACACCUCGUUUUGUCUCUUUCCUACCAAAUUUUCUAAUGAAAUGGAGCAGAGAAGUUUACAAAUUGAUCCAAAGAGUGGUUUCAACUCACUAACAAAGACCUUCCACAGCGUCAGACCUCCCGUUCAUCUUCCUCCAGAGAACGCUUUCCUUUCUGCAGCUGAAUACGCUUUCUCUCUCAGAGCCAAAUCGCCGUGGCCUGAUGAUUCCGUGGCUUUAAUCAACUCGAUCACCGGUCAACAGAUUUCCUACUCUGAGUUUGAUAGCAGAACCAAGUCUCUGGCCGCUUAUCUGCAGAAAGUAACUCAGCUCUUCAAACACGACGUAGCAUUUGUACUCUCUCCGAAUUCCAUCCAAGUACCAAUCCUCUACUUCUCUCUCCUCUCGCUUGGUGUUAUCAUCUCUCCGGCAAAUCCAGUAGCCACCGAGCGAGAGGUCUACGGCCAAAUCCAGUUAUCUAAGCCGGUGAUAGCAUUUGCCACGUCAUCGACUGUUCACAAACUCCCGAAACUUAGACACCAGACGAUCCUCAUCGACUCUCCUGAGUUCGAGUCAAUGAUGGUAAGCUCAAAAUACGAAUUCGAGCACGUUAAGCUGAGUCAAUCCGAUUUGGCAGCGAUCAUGUAUUCCUCUGGAACAACCGGAAAAGUGAAAGGUGUGAAGUUGACUCACAAAAAUUUCAUAGCACAAACAGCGAUAAACUCUGCAGCUUGGGAAAUGUCUGAGAAGCGAAAAUCCCCCUCAGUUAUGCUUUUUACGACGCCAUAUUUUCAUAUUUUUGGAUUCUUCUAUAGUAUCAGAUCCGUGGCUUUGAGUGAAAAAGCGGUGGUGAUGGACAGGUUUGAGUGGAAGAAUAUGUUGAAAGCUGUGCAGGAGUUUAGUGUUACGCACGUGGCAUUGACCCCGCCAGUGGUGGUGAAGCUGUCGAAAGAUGGAUCAGCGGACGGCUACGAUUUGAGCUCUCUUGAAACUGUAAUCUGUGGCGCGGCUCCCCUUGGGCAGGAAGCAAUCGCGGCAUUUACAGCUAGAUUUCCGAAAGUCAUGUUGGCGCAGGGUUACGGGUUGACUGAAUCGACGGCGGCAGUUGCUCGGACAAUAGGUCCAGAAGAAAAUAUGAAGUGGGGAUCAACGGGGAAGCUUUAUGCGGGUUUUGAGGCAAAAGUAGUGGAUCCUGAAACAAGUGAAGCAUUGCCUCCAUGCAGAGAAGGGGAACUUUGGAUUAGAGGACCUACAAUAAUGAAAGGAUAUGUUGGAGAGCCAGAAGCAACUUCAGCUACGUUGGUAUGUGAUGGGUGGAUGAGGACGGGAGAUUUGUGCUACAUUGAUGAGAAUGGUUUCCUGUUUAUUGUGGAUAGACUCAAAGAAUUAAUCAAAUAUAAAGGAUAUCAGGUGGCUCCAGCAGAACUAGAACAAGUGCUUAUUUCCCACCCCCAGGUUGCUGACGCUGCGGUUAUACCAUAUCCAGAUAAAGAAACUGGUCAAGUUCCAAUGGCUAUUGUGGUAAGACAGCCCCAGAACACUCUCAGUGAAACUGAAAUCAUGGAUUUUGUGGCGAAGCAGGUAGCACCAUACAAGAAAAUAAGACGUGUAGCAUUUAUCAAUUCCAUACCCAAAAGUGCAGCUGGCAAGUUAUUAAGAAAGGAUCUAAUCAGGAAGUUUGUUCUUCCACCACCGGCAUCAUCAAGGCUGUAAAGAAAAUUAUUUUUACACUUUUUUUUUUUUUUCCAAUAAAUCUAUAAUUAUACUUUGAAAUUAUAAAAUUCAACAUUUAACUUUGAAAAAGAAGGGACCCAUGUUAUUUAUAUAUGACUAUAGGCAAAUUAGAAAAGUUUUGUAAUAAUAAUAAUAAUGAUG
Molecule: messenger RNA, 1967 nt
Organism: Pistacia vera
Lineage: Eukaryota; Viridiplantae; Streptophyta; Magnoliopsida; Sapindales; Anacardiaceae
Product: 4-coumarate--CoA ligase-like 9
Exons: 6
Coding region: 156-1805 (549 amino acids)
Molecular function (GO): CoA-ligase activity
Source: RefSeq, a predicted model, not a curated record